Messenger RNA from Mangifera indica (mango), 1418 nucleotides. RefSeq lists its product as uncharacterized. The record is from RefSeq and is a predicted model, not a curated record. Gene Ontology annotation, cellular component: membrane. Bases 752 to 1261 code for a protein of 169 amino acids. The transcript has 5 exons. NCBI's taxonomy places the organism in Eukaryota, Viridiplantae, Streptophyta, Magnoliopsida, Sapindales, Anacardiaceae.
GGGAUAGCUGCUAAUGUAUUACUUGUACUAUUUAUUUUUAUUCGCCUUAUUAAUUCUCUCUCCUCUUAAUCUUUCUGUAAGUUUUGGGAAACCAUCUCACCAAUGUCAACAAUUCAACGUUCAUCGUGUUCUUAAGUAAUGUCUUCUUCAUUAAAAAUAAACUUUAAAAUAAACAAAUUAAGUAGUAAAAAUGUGAUUAGCAAUUGCCUGAUUUUUUACCGGAAUAAUUUUGAGUUUGUCGAGUAAGAAAUUUGAAUGGGAUCAACUCAGGAAAAACACCACUUAUAUAUUCGAACAAAUUCCAACUUAUUUGCUAAAUUCUCUAUACCUUCUCAAUUAUUUCCCUAUAUUAAAAGUUCGGAAGCUGGCGAAAAUCCCCAGUUGAUUGCACUGUCUUCACGUGUGAACAGUCAAAGCUUUAUUUCUGUGUGUUUAGAUCGAAAUCCAAAAUGAUGGGAAAGAAGAGUGGUUACUUGGCAAUGAGGAAUGAACAAGUUACGAGGGAUUUGGUCAGCUCCGAUGUGCAAGAGUUUGUUGUGGCUGCUAAUAAGCUGGCUAUUCAUGCAAUCAAGCUUGGUGGAUUACUGGGAUUUGUAACCUCUGUUCUUGAAUGGAUUGCCUCUCUUGCUGCAAUUUACUUGUUGGUCUUGGAUCAAACGAAAUGGAAAACUAACAUUCCUACUGGAUUACUCGUCCCUGAUAUCUAUCUUCUUUAGUUUUCCUUCUCUAAUUUUCAACAUAUUAAGGGGAGAUGUUUGGAUCACUGGCAUUCUCUCUCCUAAGCCCUCUCUUCCUAGAAUAUAUUCCAGCUUGGCUGGAAAUGCCUGGGGCUUUGCUGCUUCAGAUAGUGGGAGCUCCCAGUUUAUUUGCAAGCACCUUAAGGGGCAGGUUGGCGUCGCCAUGUGUCUUGUCAUUGCUUGCUAUUUGCUGCAAGAGCGCAUCCAAGCAUGUGGUGGAUUCAGAAAUUCCUUCACAAAAGCCAAUGGCAUAUCAAACUCGGUUGGCAUUAUCAUUCUAUUGGUAUAUCCGUUUUAUGCUGCAAAUGGUCAUGGUGAAAAGGAGGCGCAUUCUGGUUAGUGUGCGAAAAGGAGUGCAAAUAAGACCGAUUGAAGAAGACAUUGAGGUGUGUGAACAUGGAACUACAGGACUCCAAGGUUUUGAGAUUAACUUGAAGGCUAAAGAGGGAGCUGAUGAGAAGGUUGAGAGUUUGGGCAAAAGAGUUCUCUUUCUGGGUCAUUCUUCAUUUACUAUGGGAGCAUAGGCUCAUUCUUAAGUGAAGGCUAAUUGCGUUUGCUUCACUGAUGAUUACUGAGAAAGUUCCAACCAUACGGGCAGAAUGCUGUUUUUAGGGAUUUUCUCAUUAAUUUUUUGCUUUGAGACAGUUUUAUUAUAAGUAAAUUACCUUACUUCGAAAGAGA